CAUUCAAACGAAAAUGAAGAAAGGAGCGACCCCUAAAGCUACUGCAAGUCGUCCUAAUGCUCCUGGUAAAAACUAUUUGGUAUAUGGAGCAAACUUCCACGGAAGUUAUCUGGAUACAGUACAUAAUGUAUUUUUGGAACAAGUAAAAGGUGGUUUAAGGAGAAAGAUAUUUGUUAUAAAUUUUGAUCAAAUGAAGGAAAAACAAGCUGCGAUUGCAGAAGCUCCAGCAAAAAAUGUUGGCAAAAAGAGUGCAAAAGAAAAACCUGUUACACCUCUUCAAAUGUUAUUAAAAUCUAUUGCCGAAUGCAGAUCGGAAUAUGAUCGAAUAACCAAAGAAAUAGAAAAAGAAAAACGUUUCGAUAUGUUGGUGUACUGGCUUGGCAAUGCUGAAACCACAGUUAUGUUUGAAGAUCCGAUAUUGACUAAAAAGGAGUCAAUAAAAGAUUCAAAAACAAAAGUUAAAACACGAAGAAGUCAGAGAAUUAGUACUGGAACUACUUUAAUGACAGAGCUAAGUUUUGAUUUGACUAUGUGCACAAAUGUUAUACGUAAAGAACAUCACUCUGUUGGACGACCCGUGCAGUUGUCUAAACGAAAGUAUAUCGAAGAUCAUCCACAAAACAUUAAAAUAAUUAUAGUAAUUGUUGGAAACUUAGAUCAGAAAAUGUAUCACGAUCUACUUAGUAUCGAUCAUUUUAAAAAACUAUUUGGCAAUCCUUAA
This is a messenger RNA of Teleopsis dalmanni, 721 nucleotides long. RefSeq lists its product as uncharacterized. The record is from RefSeq and is a predicted model, not a curated record. Lineage: Eukaryota; Metazoa; Arthropoda; Insecta; Diptera; Diopsidae. The coding region runs from base 14 to 721 and encodes 235 amino acids. The transcript is spliced from 5 exons.